Molecule: messenger RNA, 3354 nt
Organism: Salvelinus sp. IW2-2015
Lineage: Eukaryota; Metazoa; Chordata; Actinopteri; Salmoniformes; Salmonidae
Product: homeobox protein PKNOX2
Biological process (GO): cell-cell signaling; regulation of DNA-templated transcription; monoatomic cation transport
Cellular component (GO): plasma membrane
Molecular function (GO): wide pore channel activity; DNA binding
Source: RefSeq, a predicted model, not a curated record
GGUACACGUCACUGCUUGUGCAGGGGAGUAUAGGCUGUGUUGUCAGCCUAGUGUCAGUCUGAUGAAGAUUGGCAUUCAGACUUUGUGUGGAGGACCGGACACUAAGGCGUGGAAGAGCAGACAACGACAACAUUGACUACUGCUUUGUUGCAGAGGGCAAACUAACUGUCUCCAUGUGAAGCUGUCCCAUGAUGCAACAUGUGUCCCCAGCACCAGCACUGACAAUGAUGGCCACUCAGAGCGUUCCUCCACCAUCGUACCAGGAGAGCCAACAGAUGACAGGCACCAUCCAACAGAACUCCAAGGCCCAGCAGGUCCACAUCACAGCAUCCUCGGCAGCUGGGAACACCCCCGUCAGUGUGACCCUUGACCCCCAGGCCCAGCUGGAGUCAGACAAGCGGGCCGUGUACAGACACCCUCUAUUCCCACUGCUGGCCCUGCUGUUUGAGAAGUGUGAGCAGGCCACCCAGGGCUCCGAGUGCAUCACCUCUGCUAGCUUCGAUGUGGACAUUGAAAACUUUGUCCACCAGCAGGAGCAGGACCACAAGCCGUUCUUCAGCGAGGACCCUGAGCUGGACAACCUGAUGGUGAAGGCCAUCCAGGUGCUGAGGAUCCACCUGCUGGAACUGGAGAAGGUUAAUGAGCUCUGUAAGGACUUUUGCAACCGCUACAUUACCUGCCUCAAGACCAAGAUGCACAGCGACAACCUGCUCCGCAAUGACCUGGGCGGGCCCUACUCGCCCUCGCACACCUCACUUAGCCUGCAGCAGGACCUCCUCCAGACGUCCUCUCCGUCCAUGACAUCAGUCUCCAGCUCUGUCAACUCCUCGGGAAUCAUGGUGCCCACCGGGACCCUGCAACAGGGCAACAUUGCCAUGACUACCAUCAACUCCCACAUGGUGUCAGGUGGAACCUUGUAUCAGCCGGUUGCCAUGGUGACAUCGCAAGGGCAGGUGUUAACCCAGGGACUCUCCCAGGGGACCAUCCAGAUCCAGAAUUCACAGGUAAACCUGGACUUGGCUUCACUCUUGGACAGUGAUGACAAGAAGCACAAAAACAAGAGAGGGGUCCUGCCCAAGCACGCCACCAACAUCAUGCGCUCCUGGCUCUUCCAGCACCUCAUGCAUCCCUACCCAACAGAGGACGAGAAAAGACAGAUUGCAGGACAAACCAAUCUCACCUUAUUACAGGUCAACAACUGGUUUAUCAAUGCUCGCAGGCGCAUCCUCCAGCCCAUGCUGGAUGCCAGUAACCCAGACCCAGCUCCCAAGGCUAAGAAGAUGAAGUCCCAACACCGUCCAACCCAGCGCUUCUGGCCAGACUCCAUUGUGGCUGGAGUCUUGCAGACACAUGGACCUCACUCUAAUAACGCCGACAACCCCCUAGGCUUUGACAGCCUCCAGCCCCUGUCCUCUGUCUCAGCCACACUGUCCAUGCAGCAAGCCAUGCUCGGGGGAACCGAUGACUCCAUGGAUGGCACAGAGGAAGAGGAAGAGGAGGAAGAAGAGGAAGGGAUGGAAGAGGAGGAGGAAGAGGAGGAUGAGGAUGAGGAAGAGAUCGAGGGAGGAAGGAGAGAUCUGGGCAUGGAACAUAGAGAGGGACUCGAGUAAUGAGAGAUGUUAGAGGACUACCUUUUGACCUUUUGACACCUGGGUUGUGUUCAUUACUCACCAAAUGGAAGAACAUUUUGACAGAUUUCUCCAAUAAGAAACAGUCAUUUUCAAUUUCUGUUGCCCUAAUGCACACAACCCAGCCCAUACACAAAAGAAAAUGCUGGGUUGUUUGCAUGACCCAACCUCUGGGUUGCAGGCAUUGGGUCACAUAGUUUGGUUGUUUUCUUUGAAAAAAACAAGAUUGGGUUGUUGAUGCUGGGUUAUUAAGAUAUGACCCAGCGGGUCAGAUCAGAAGACUGGAGGCGUAGCCUUCAUAUAGUUAUUUUUGGGCACCCGUGAGAGUAAAUGUCAUUCUGGUUCAUCUGUUCUGUUAUCACAUGUUAAGGUUGAACACGGACAGUUUUGUAGCUUUAAUGAGGCUUACAAAAGUGCAUGAGUUCCUUGAGCUUAUGCAAAUUCCAAUGGUAAGAUAGUUACCACUUUGUUACAAUAUGUAAAUAACAUUUUAGAAUAUGUCAUUUGCAAAAAUAGUCAAGUAAAAUAGACAUGUACAAUGUACAAACAUAACAUGAUGAACAGGUAAUAAAGUUACUCUCAUAGGUGGCCAAAAAUAACUAUCUGAAAGCCACGCCCCUAAUAAGCCCCACCUCCAGAAAAAAGACUCAGCUACUGGGUCAACCCAGCAUGAAAGUGAAUAAAAUCCAAAUUUAUGGUAAAAUUAACCCAUGUUAGGGUAAUCCCAACAACCAAACAUGCUGGGUUACCAAAUAACCCAAAUUGGGUUGUUUUUAACCCAGCAUUAUUUAGAGUGUACUCUCCCGCUACAACCCACACCUUCAUUCAAACUCACCCCUUGACCAGCCCCUAGAUUCAGCCAUAGACACACCUCGAAUGGGCUUUUUGUUUUUUCUACCAUGGAUGUCUGUCUAGAAACUACAGAUCCGUCCCAUCAGAACUCUUAAGACUGAAGAGCCUAUAUGAGGUUGAAGGUGUCCUAAAAUGGACACCAUACUAUGUGGACUAGUGGGUCACCCCAAUCCUCUUAUGUUUUAUUACAGACAAAAUUGAUGACAAUGACAAUGAAGAAAACUAUGAGUUGCUGUAUGUGAGUUGAUUGUGAGCUGUACUGUAGGUCUAUACCUGGCCAUCACGUUGGGUUCCAUGCUUUGGUAUCAUCGAUGCCUUAGUCCGUUUAAAUGACUCUUUGGUUCUCAGGUUGACUCCAUUGACUCCAUAAGCACGACGUGGUCAUACUGUUUUCCACACAAGUUUUCAUGACAUUGAUGAUGAGCGAUUAUUUGCUGCAACAAAAUUGAUGUUUUCAGGUAUGAUAAAAAAAGUCUGAGGCUGCGGAUCCGUAGGUAACCGCCCCCUUCUCGCCCCUGCCCCGCCCUGUCCCGCCCCGCUGGAUCCCCAGGAAAGAUCUGUACCAUGUUCUGCGCAUGUUUUUCUUUACCUACAGUAUAAUUUACGCACACAUUUUUGUGGUUAUCCUCCCUUGAUAUUUCUUACUGUCAGUCAUGAAUGAUAAUCUUUCAAGUUCUACCGGUGAACGUCCAUGCAGCAUCUGCAUGCCAAUCAUUUGAUCUCAAUCAGUUUCAUGGGAAUAUGCAUUUAGAUCUUCUUAGUUAUGUACAGUGUUGUUUUGAAUUAUGUACAGUGAGUGAAUUUUAGAACAGAUGGAGUUAACAAACUGUAGCAUAUCUGUGUUUUGUUUCAAAUAAAGCACAUAUUUUGCCUA